CUUUCGAAGGCAGUGUAAUCAGGAACUCUACCCUACAUGAACACAAUGCCCGACUUCCGUAUUUGGAGCUGUUAUAGUGAAGCCUCACUCUUCAGCGCAAGGGAACUGGCUAGCCAAAGCUGAUCUUCCUUCAGCCCAGUCGACAUUUAUUUUGACAGCCCUUUCCUGCUUUGUGACCGCGCGUUGUCACCGCCAAAAUGGAGGUGCUACGUACCACCUAUAUCUAUACACCCUUGGACGAGACGAAGCGGCAGAUCUGUCUGCUUCACCUGCUCCCAGCGCUUAAAGCCGAGCCUUACGCCCACGCAAUCAAGCAAAGUCUUGAGGUAGACACGAAUGGCGAAGGUAUUCGAUGUGCUUUCAGUAUAGUGUCGCUGGACGACGAGCCCCAGUUCGAAGCGCUUUCCUACGUCUGGGGUGACAGAGAGAGUGACGCGGUGGUGGAGCUAAAGGGUCACUCGAGACCAUUCACCAGCAAUCUACAUUCCGCCCUGGAACAUCUCUGUCAUGUGGGCAGACGCGCUUUGCAUCAACUAGGGUGACUCCUCCGAAC
Molecule: messenger RNA, 553 nt
Organism: Didymella exigua CBS 183.55
Lineage: Eukaryota; Fungi; Ascomycota; Dothideomycetes; Pleosporales; Didymellaceae
Exons: 1
Coding region: 198-542 (114 amino acids)
Source: RefSeq, a predicted model, not a curated record